GUGCAUGAUCACGAUGAUCCAUCGACAUCGAGACAAAAUGGAUCUCUCAGAGUCCAAUUCGUCGCCGGUCUUCAACAUUGUUCUGUGUCGUAGUGAACCAAGUAGCCGAGUGCGUAUUCAUCUCGUUAAUCGGUAAAAUACGAGUAAUUUUUUUCGCGACAUAACUUACGAUAAAAUUUGCGUGAAUUUUUCAUUUCGUUGUAGACUAAUUUUUUUUCGAUACGGUGUAAUUUUUUUUCUUCAAUUUUUUCUCAAUCGCCGAAUAUACCGAGUACCUACCUAAUAAUUUCUCAUGUGACAGUGUGACGUACACGAAAUUCCAGACGAUGAAGAGUAGGAAAAAACGAAACAAGGCCAUCGUUUGAAAACAAACGACUACCAGCCGUAUUGAUAAUUCCGCAGGAUUCACGUAUAUCUGAAUGCAUAAUAUAGAAGAAACACUGCCAAUUUCCUCCACAUUUUGGAAGGAGAUAUGUUGAAUGUUGGUUCAUGGGCAAAACCGACAUUUGGAAUAACACUAUUUUUGAGUUUAUGUGUGGUUAAAUGGAGUUCGGCCGGAAUACUAGAUUGGGGACGAGCAGCGAAUAAAAUCGAAGUGAACAUACCUUGGCUGCCAUUUGAAAAUGAGACUCGCUGCUACGAUGAAAUAGGUUGCAUCAACAUAACUCGCGAAUGGUACCAUUUGAUCUAUCGACCUCUGAAUGUUUUUCCGCUACCUCGCCAAGUAAUCGACACCAGAUUCAUGCUGCACACCAGGAAACAACCGAAGGGUUACCAGCUGAAAAUCCAAGCCGAACGAAACAUACAGAAAUCGACUUUUGACGCGAAAAAAUUGACCAAAAUCAUAAUUCACGGUUUCAUCGACACACCGCACGCCAGCUGGGUCAAGGAAAUGAGGCGAGAAUUGUUAAUGCACGCGGACUGGAACGUUAUCGUGGUCGAUUGGGCAGGAGGAUCUUUACCACUAUACACACAAGCAACCGCUAAUACCAGACUAGUCGGUCUCGAGGUGGCCUAUUUAAUUAAUCACCUUAAGGAUAAUCAUGGCUUGAAUCCUAAAGACGUGCAUAUAAUAGGACACAGUCUCGGAGCUCAUACGGCCGGCUAUGCUGGCGAACGUAUCGAUAAACUGGGUAGAAUAACAGGAUUAGAUCCGGCCGAACCCUAUUUCCAAGGUAUGCCCGAACAAGUGCGCUUAGAUCCUAGUGAUGCUGAUCUCGUCGAUGUCAUCCACACUGAUGGCUCCUCCAUAUUCUUACUAGGGUAUGGUAUGAGCGAACCUGCCGGGCACGUUGAUUUUUAUCCAAAUAAUGGCAAAGAGCAGCCUGGAUGUGAUUUGACGGAAACUCCGUUACCGUUGACUUUGAUCAAAGAAGGCAUAGAAGAAGCCAGCCGUGUGCUGGUUGCAUGCAAUCAUGUACGUGCCAUUAAACUAUUUACAGAAUCCAUCAAUUCCAAAUGUCCGUACGUAGCCCACCGAUGCCCUAGUUAUCAACAUUUUAUGCAAGGAAAAUGCUUCUCCUGCGAAGAAAACAAUUCCAGUUGCGCCAUUAUGGGACUGCAAUCGGAUCUAAAUCGUGGUUUAGUUCCUGGCUCGAAAUAUUUUGUAGCUACAGGAAAAGAGCCGCCAUUUUGUAGAAGACACUACAAAGUAACAUUAGACUUGGCACGCCCUCCUCGUGCUGAAACUUGGGUCCAAGGCUUUAUGAAAGUCACGCUGCAUAGCGACAAUGGCGUUAUAAGAAAUCUAGAUCUCACUCCAAACGGAUAUGAAAAACUAGAACAUGGUACAUCUCGAAGUUUCGUAGUCACACAUCCAGACGACAUAGGUCGUAUUAGACGAAUCGAAUUUUACUGGGAAUACGACAUGGAUGUGUUACAACCUCGAUCCAUAUGCUUCCUAUGGUGUAACGAUCACCUUUACGUAGCCAGUAUUCGUGUGACUGAAACUAAAGAUAUUACAGCGCGAGACAAAAGACAAAUCGAAACGAAAAGCAAGCUAUGCAGUACCGGACUCAAAGAAUAUGCGGAUAUAGCAUCCAGAACUUCGGCUGUAUUUGUUGACGACUGUGAUGAUGAUUUAGUAUAGAACGUUCUUCAGUAGCCUUUUCCGCUACCUACCUACCUACCUACCUACCUACCUACCUAAAUAGGUACCUAUUACCUAAUGUAUGUAAUCUCACAAUUAAAAGAGAAAAGCAUUUACAUUUUGAUUAGCUCUAAGGCUUUUAACAUAUCAAAAUAUUUACCUUUUACUUUUCCUCCCUUUCUCUCUGUUCUUGUCCUUAUCCUUGCGUAUUUAUAUUUAUAAGAUUUACCAAGACUGCCAAUUGUAUAAAUUGAAAAAAAAAAUGAGAAGAGUUACACAUUUAAGACGAAAAUUUUCAUUAUCAUUAUUUUUUUAGUUUAAUUUAGAUACUUACUUACUGAUACAGGGAUGUAAAUUCAAAGUAUAUGUAAGGAAUAUACUCGUGGAAUAAAAUUUCAACUCCGGCGUUUAUGUGUAAAUGCCGUUUUCCACUUUCAAAGUAAGUAUUUGUAUUUCUUAACAAAAUGUCGAAUGAGCUACAAUUUUCUAGGCUUUUUGAUCGAGACAAAAUAAUUUACAUCUCUGUACAUAGGUACUGCAGUAUUUAGUUGUACUUUUAAAAUAAUGCUGAUAUUAUUGCCAAUGACGUAAUUGAAAUGCUCGUAUUGUAAGAAAGGUGUUUAAUUACAUACGUAAAUAGUGGUAAUAAGAACCUAACUAGAUUUUUAUCCAAUUCGUCACAAUUCUCAUUCAAGAGUUGAUGAAGAAUGGUGAUGAAAAGUAAUUGUUUUCUAAGCUUGGUUUCUUAGUUACGUCAUUGUCAUUUGAUUUCACUGUAUAAAUGAUAAGUGAGAAAAGCGUUGUUAAAAGCACCACUAGGCAAAUAAGAAUAGAUAAGACAUUCGCAAUUGAAUGUAAUUGAGUAAUGACUGAGUAGUAAGUGGAAAAGUAUCUUCGCUUACAAUUACAUGUAGUACCAAUACCAACUGAAAAAAUUUAAAUGUAAAAAAAUGAAAAGAAAAUUCUGAUUGGUUCUUUAACAUCACUUGUCAUAAAAUCAACAUCUAACGGUAUUUUCCCGCAUCCUGACUAUAUUUCUGUAAUUCGUGUAUUCGUAAUUUUAUAAUUUUUCUGUAAAAAAAUAAUAAAUUCAUCUUUUUGUUUUUUGUUUAAAUUUUACAUAAGAUUCUGAUCAAUACUCUUCUCGUUUACCUUUUCAUCUCGAAAUUAUAAAGCUUUUUGAAGCGUAAUAUUUUCAGAUGCAUUUAGUUACCUUUUAUAAUACCCGUUACCAUUUUCCAUUUGAAAAAAUCAAUAUUUGAUUAUUUAGGGUACAGAGUUAUUUAAAGAUUUUCCUGUACCUAUUUGAAAAAAAUUUCUAACUGUGAGCUUAAUUGACUCGACUAUGCUAUGUUUAGUACCAAUUUUUUUAUAUUUUAGGGUGAACUUGUAAAAGAAGACUGUAUACUUCAUGAUUGUUUUAUGAGUAAUAUACAAUUUUAAGAAUUCAAUCAUAGUUUUAAAUUAUUUUAUUGGUUGUAUUUUGAAAAAGAAAAAUGUUAAUAAA
This is a messenger RNA of Planococcus citri (citrus mealybug), 3596 nucleotides long. Its product is annotated as pancreatic triacylglycerol lipase-like. The transcript is spliced from 13 exons. Gene Ontology annotation, molecular function: protein binding; triacylglycerol lipase activity. The coding region runs from base 473 to 2089 and encodes 538 amino acids. NCBI's taxonomy places the organism in Eukaryota, Metazoa, Arthropoda, Insecta, Hemiptera, Pseudococcidae. Gene Ontology annotation, biological process: lipid catabolic process. The record is from RefSeq and is a predicted model, not a curated record.